ACCGCCUGAACCGCGAGUAGCAAGCCGCGCUCCGUAACUACCGGUGCCACGCAACCUGUGCCUUGGACCCCGUCCCAGAGGGGUGGCAUCGGGUAGCAAAGCAUCCACCUCAGUCCGGUCCUUCUUGCCUCAUUGCUUUCAUCUUUCUACACCGUGGCAUAUCCGAAGGUGAAACGGGAGAGAUCCAUUUCCCGGAAACCUUGCUGAGGAAAUACUCGGCCUUGCCACGAUGCGUUUGUCGGUUGAUGAAAGCGGGAUACAGGGCCGUUGAACUUUAUCACCAAUAAAGGUACCUCUAUCCGUCUGCGCCCUUGAUCGCCCAAGCCACCACCACGCCGUGCCUUAGCCUUGGUGGUCGAUCAACCGCACACACACACCCCUCCGCCCUUCCCGCAGCACACCAUGUCCGGACACGGCUACUCCAGCGUCCAGGAGACGAAGCGCAUCGUCGACCUCGUCCUCCAGCUUGUAUCUCUGCCCCCCGAGAUCAGAUGCGCAGCAGAGAGGAAUGUGUCGUUCACGUCCUCGCGCGACUUCCCCUACUUCCCCAUCCCAUUCAAGGAGACCGAGCUGGGCGCAGCCCUCAAGGCGAUCGAGGCGAGCGUCGCCUGCGCGCUCGCAGACCUACAAGAUGGGGGCUCGCCGGGAAGCCGGAAGAUCACCGUAAACCUCGAACGGACCACGGCGUUCCUGUUCCAAGCCUACCUGGCAACCGUUGGCGGGUGCGGAAAGCUGGACAGCGAAGUCAAGCGCUUCUUGAAAGAUACGGACUUGCUCCAGGCACAGUCGGACCCCUACCGGCGAAUGUCGGCCAAUCUCUACGAGACCAAAGACAAGGGGAAGUACUACCACAUCCACGGGUCGCUCGAGGCAUCGACGACCUUGGGGAUGAUCGGGCUUGAGCCCUUCAGGCCCGACCUCGGCGGGGAGCAUGACGCCAUCGUCGAGACCAUCGGAGCACACGUGAAGAAGUACACAGUCGACGAGCUCGAGCAGAUGAACACGAAAAACCGGCAGGCUGGCAUCCCGGCGUUGACGCACGAGGAGUUCCUGCAGACGCCACAUGGCAAGACCAACAUCAACCUCCCCCCCUGGACAGUCGACAGCCUCGAGUCCUCAACACCACCCCACCCGCUAUCCAAGCCCACCGACGGGCGCAUCCUCUCGGGGAUCAAGGUCCUCGAGCUGUGCCGCAUCAUCGCGGGACCCGUGAUGGGCCGCAUCUUGGGCGAGUACGGCGCCGACGUGCUCAAGGUGACGGGGCCGGGGCUCAGCGACGUGCCCUUCUUCCAGGUCGACGGCAACAUGGGCAAGCGGGCCGCCGAGCUCGACCUCAAGUCCCCCGCCGGCAGGCGGGCCUUUGAGCGGCUCCUCGAAGAGGCGGACGUCGUCCUCGACGGGUACCGCCCCGGGGCGCUGGAGGGGCUUGGAUACGGGCCACGGGCGCUGGCGGAGGUGGCGCGGCGGCGGGGGAAGGGGUUCGUGUAUGUCAAUGAGAACUGCUUCGGGUACGAGGGCGAGUGGGCUGGGAGGCCUGGGUGGCAGCAGAUUGCGGAUUGUGUCAGCGGAGUGGCAUGGGAACAGGGCAAGUUCAUGGGCCUGGACGAGCCCGUGGUGCCGCCGUUCCCGAUAUCAGACUACGGCACCGGCUGCAUCGGCGCGAUCGCGGCCAUGACGGGGCUGUACUACCGGGCGACCAAGGGCGGGUCGUGGCACGGCAAGGCGUCGCUGAUGCACUACGACCUGCUGCUGUUCAAGGCCGGAAAGUACCCCGAGGCCGUGCAGGAGGAGCUGAGGAGGCGGGCCGGCGAGGACUUCCUCGCCCUCCGGCACAGCCACAGCGUCGACCAGAUCUCGGGGACGGCGCUGAAGAACAUGAAGGCGCAGUUCCCGGAGCUCUUCGACGCCGACAAGCUGUGCGAGGCAUGGUACUCGGACGCCUACAAGGCGGACGUGGUCGCCGUUCGGCCCGUGGUGGAGAUCGAGGGCGUUGAAGUAGCGUUCAAACGGGCGAGCAGACCUAAUGGGUCGGAUCCGGCGACCUGGGAUUUUGGUCCGGGCCUAGAUUACAGGAAAUGAUGCGUAAUGGUGGAGCUACAGGUUGCUGGGUCGGGCCAUACAGUUAAUUGUAUGUAAUGUACAUGUAGAUAAACAUGGCCCAGAUGAUGUAUCUAGAACACGCAUAAGCAGCAUAAUGCCCUCGGUGCGGGAACAUUACACGUGUACAACAGAGGCUGGCUCUGACCCAGGGCAACACCUGCCCAGCCGGGCAUCUAUGUGCCAAUGCGCCAUGCAUGAGUUUGAUCCAAUGACGUAUGCUUUAAAGUCCCUCG
Messenger RNA from Phialemonium atrogriseum, 2333 nucleotides. RefSeq names its product CoA-transferase. Lineage: Eukaryota; Fungi; Ascomycota; Sordariomycetes; Cephalothecales; Cephalothecaceae. Bases 403 to 2079 code for a protein of 558 amino acids. Gene Ontology annotation, molecular function: catalytic activity. The record is from RefSeq and is a predicted model, not a curated record. The transcript is spliced from 4 exons.